AACAUGCGCCUCUUUUUUUUCCUCUUUUUUAUUGAAAAUCCUCUUUUUUCUAGAAAGGAAAUUCCUCUUUUUUCCUCUUUUUCUACGAACUGUCGGUGGGAUGCCAGUAUAAUGAACUAUUGAUGAAUUUGUCUAAGAAAAAAGAGAAUUUUCAAAAAAUAAAUAUCAAAGAGUAUUGAGUAGAGAUCAGUGUCAGCAAUGAAAGUCGGUCUUUUAGUACAGGGUAGAGAUGGAACUGAUCUAGAUGUUUGACAACUGGUAUCAGUCUGAGUAGGAAAGUAAAUAAGGUAGAUCGGUGGGUAUUAAAUCCGUACCGGUACGAAUUCCAUUUCUAGGACCGGGUUUAUAUCCUUUACUACAACAAAUUCUCACGAAGGAAGUACUCCAACAGAUUCCGACUCCAUCUUUUGGGCACAGGAACAUUUCAUUGAUAGUAAGAAAAGUCUAUUGUUGAAGGUCAUAUCUCAAUAUAUAAGAUUUUUUCAUGAAAUUUAUUUUUUUUUUAAAUCUUGUAUUAGAUUUUUCUCUUGAAAUUUUAGAUUGUACUUCGAAAAAUGCAUCCUAAUGGUGCACCAUUAAUAUCUGAUCCAAUAAUGCAAGCUCUAUUACAAAUGCUUUAAAAAAGUGGUGGUAAAAUAAGUGCUGUUCAAGAAGAUGCACUUGUUGCUAUUAGUACUCUUGUUGAAGUAUUGGGAAUGAAUUUUAUUAAAUAUAUUGAUCAUGUUCUUCCAUUUAUAUAUGAAGCAUUAAAUAAUCAUGCGGAAUAUCAAAUAUAUUCAACUGCUGUUGGUGUUGUUGGUGAUUUAAGUCGUUUAUUACUUGAUAAAUUAGCACCAUAUUGUGAUCAAAUAAUGACACAUUUAUUUACUUGUCUUGCUGUAAGUUAA
Messenger RNA from Rotaria sordida, 887 nucleotides. The record is from the annotation of a GenBank genome assembly. NCBI's taxonomy places the organism in Eukaryota, Metazoa, Rotifera, Eurotatoria, Philodinida, Philodinidae.